AGGAGGCGGGCGGCAGGUGCUGGCCCAGAGCGAAGCGCUCUUUUGCCGCCCCCCUUCCGCUCUGCCUGUCGCCGGGCCGCUCGGGCGCUGCGCUGACGGCAGCUGGGGGCCGCCGCCUCCGAGGGGACCGCCCGCGGCUCAGGUGCUGCCACCCUCCUGAAAAUAUGGGGUCUGAAAACCCAAGUCCACAGAAUCCUGGCUGUAAGAUUAUGACCUUUCGUCCCACCCUUGAGGAGUUUCGGGACUUUGGGAAAUACGUUGCAUACAUUGAAUCACAAGGAGCUCACCGAGCAGGGCUUGCCAAGGUGAUUCCUCCCAAGGAGUGGAAGCCCAGAAAAACCUAUGAUGACAUAGAUGAUAUGGUUAUCCCAGCUCCCAUUCAGCAGGUGGUUACUGGCCAGUCAGGAUUAUUUACACAGUACAAUAUACAGAAGAAACCCAUGACUGUGGGAGAGUACCGGCGUCUGGCUAACAGUGAGAAAUAUUGUACGCCACGCCAUCAAGAUUUUGAAGACUUGGAGCGCAAGUACUGGAAGAAUCUCACUUUUGUCUCACCAAUUUAUGGGGCUGAUAUCAGUGGCUCUCUGUAUGACACAGAUGUGGAAGAAUGGAAUAUUGGCAAUCUGAACACCCUGUUAGACAUGGUGGAACAUGAGUGUGGUAUUAUUAUAGAAGGUGUAAACACUCCCUACCUCUACUUUGGGAUGUGGAAGACAACGUUUGCUUGGCAUACAGAAGACAUGGAUCUCUACAGUAUCAACUACUUGCAUUUUGGGGAGCCAAAAUCCUGGUAUGCCAUACCUCCAGAACAUGGCAAGAGAUUGGAACGCUUGGCGAAAGGAUUUUUUCCUGGAAGCUCUCAGGGAUGUGAUGCUUUCCUCCGUCACAAGAUGACCCUCAUUUCACCCUCAAUCUUGAAGAAGUACGGCAUUCCUUUUGACCGGAUCACCCAGGAAGCUGGAGAGUUUAUGAUUACAUUUCCUUAUGGUUACCAUGCUGGCUUCAAUCAUGGCUUCAACUGUGCUGAGUCAACCAACUUUGCCACAUUGCGUUGGAUUGACUACGGAAAAAUGGCAACCCAAUGUACGUGCCGCAAAGACAUGGUGAAGAUUUCCAUGGAUGUCUUUGUGAGGGUUCUGCAGCCAGAACGUUACGAUUUAUGGAAACAAGGAAAAGACAUUGCUGUCCUGGACCACAUGAAACCCACAGCUCUGACUAGCCCAGAACUAGAUGCCUGGAAUGAGACGAAGGCAGACUUGAAGGCCAAAUUGCUUCGCAGGAUAGGAGAUGAGGAAGAGGACAACAAGCACCGGUCUCACAGAAAAAGGAGUCAACCCAGAAGACAUAAAACAGAGGAUCAGAAGUCUCUGGGGGAUGUCAUGGCUAUUGAAACUGCCUUGGAAGAUGUGAAAGUGAAAGAGGAACUGAAAAGAGGGCCAGACCUAGAGGAAGAAGACAGAAGCAAAGUGGUUGAGGGAGAAGGUGAAAGCAAAGUAAAGGCUCGUCCUCCGAAAGUAAAAGGUGAGAGGAAGAAGAAGCAUCUUUUUCAUCAGCACCAGCACCACCUGCAAACAUCUCAGCCUCUGCAGCAGCAGCAACAGCUGCCACUGCCACCAGCAGUGCAGCAGCAGGCAGAGGAGGAGGCAGCAGCAGCACGGCCGCCAGUACCCACAGCAGCACCUGCAGCAUCCGCAGCAGACAAGAGCUUGCUGACCACCCCUCUCAACGUUGUUCAGCCCUCAGAGGCACCAGUUGAGGAAGAUGACUUUAAGCCUCGUCCUAUCAUUCCCAUGCUUUAUGUGGUUCCACGGACCAAAAAAGUGGUGUUUGACAAAGAGCACAUGUCCUGCCAGCAGGCAUUUGAGCAGUUUGCUACUCAGAAGAGUCCUGGUUGGCGGGAGCAGACAGUCUCUUUGGAAAUCCCUGUAAAAGAGGAGGAGAGUGCAGAAGCAGAAAAUACAGAGAUUGCUACAGAGGUCAGUGAUUUACAGACUGCUGCUUUUUCAAAAAUGAAGAUGGAGAUAAAGAAAAGUCGUCGUCACCCAUUAGGCAAACCACCAACCCGCUCCCCCCUGUCAGUGGUUAAACAGGAGACCUCGAGUGACGAGGAAACAUUUCCAUUUUCUGGGGAGGAAGAUAUGAGUGACCCAGAGGCUUUGAAAUCUUUACUUUCCCUCCAGUGGAAGAAUAAAGCACCUAAUUUCCCAGCUGAAAGAAAAUUCAAUGCAGCUGCUGCCCUGAGUGAGCCAUAUUGUGCUGUCUGUACCCUCUUUUACCCAUAUAACCAGUCCUUACAGAUGGAUAAAGAAGCUGUCCCAGUCUCUGUAGGGGAGACCACCUCUUUUGUCCACCUUUCUAAGUGCGGACAGAAGACGAAGCCUCUGAUCCCAGAGAUGUGCUUUACCUCAAGUGGAGAAAACACAGAGCCCCUUCCUUCAAAUUCGUAUAUUGGGGAAGAUGGAACCAGUUCCUUGAUAUCCUGUGCCAAAUGCUGCCUGCAGGUUCAUGCUAGCUGUUAUGGAAUACGUCCAGAUUUGGUGAAUGAGAGCUGGUCUUGCUCACGAUGCUCAGCCAAUGCAUGGGCAGCGGAAUGCUGCCUGUGUAAUCUCAGGGGAGGAGCUCUUCAGAUGACCACUGAUGGGCGGUGGGUCCAUAUAAUUUGUGCUAUUGCUGUCCCUGAGGCCCGUUUUCUCAAUGUAAUAGAGCGUCAUCCUGUGGAUAUCACUGCUAUUCCAGAACAAAGAUGGAAACUGAAAUGCGUGUACUGUCGAAAGCGGAUGAAGAAGGUGUCUGGUGCCUGCAUCCAGUGCUCCUACGAGCACUGCUCCACUUCCUUCCACGUGACCUGUGCGCAUGCUGCUGGCGUGCCCAUGGAGCCCGAUGACUGGCCCUACGUCGUGUCCAUCACUUGCUUCAAACACAAAGCAGCCAACCAGAAUAUUCAGUUUCGAAGGGAAGUGACUCUUGGACAGACCGUGAUCACAAAAAACCGGAAUGGACUCUACUACAGGUGUAAAGUGAUCGGCAUGACGACACAGACUUUCUAUGAAGUAAACUUUGAUGAUGGGUCAUACAGUGACAACGUUUACCCAGAAAGCAUUAUUAGCAGAGACUGCAUUCAACUGGGGCCCCCUCCAGAGGGUGAGAUGGUUCAACUGCAGUGGACGGAUGGAAUCAUCUAUAAGGCCAAGUUUAUUGCAGCCCAGAUCAGUCAUAUUUAUCAGGUUGAGUUUGAAGAUGGCUCCCAACUAAUGGUAAAGCGUGGUGAUAUUUAUACCUUGGAGGAGGAGCUUCCAAAGAGAGUGAAGUCUCGCUUGUCCCUCAGCACUGGGGCCCCUCAGGAAGAUGUAUUUUUGGGAGAUGAAAUGAGAGCAGCCAAGCGUCCCCGGCUGGGGAAUGCAAGGAAUCCUGAAGAGUACGGACAAAACCCAGAUUACUUGGCCUUUAUGGAGAGCCUGUUGCAGACACAGUACCAACCUGGCACUCAGAGCAACAUGUUUUAACCAGGAUUAAUUAAAUAUGAAGUUAACCCUUUUCAAGCCUGUAGAAAAAUAACCAGGAAACUCCGGAAUAUAAGACCAGCGUUGUGCAAUACCCUGCUGUGAACUCCUUUCAUCAUCUUCUGGUUUGGACUGCAAGAAAAUCCUGUCUGGCUGCACGCUACCUCUACUUUGCCAGACCAACAGAACUGGGAGCCUGAGAAACCUUCAGACAGCAUUUCACCUGGAGACUUUCCAGCAUUUGUACUGAUGGAGCUUUGUGAUUAGCUCCUUUUUAUAAGGCUUGGAAAGAGUUAAGAUUUGACUAAGUGACUUUUUAAAAUACGUCAAACUCUUUUGUCUUUAAAGGUGCUAUUACAUUGACUACUGAAGCAGCCUUUGGAAUUGUGUUUUCUGUACAUAGAAGUCAACUUUGUGAAGUUUUCUAUAAAUAAGCACUAUUAAAAAAAAAAAAAAAAAGCAAACGAAAAUAGGAAAACAAAAGUUUCCACAAAACAUUUUUUCUAGAUUAUGGCUUUAAAACAGAAAUAAAAUCCUCCCCUCUCUCAUCCCUCAAUGAAAUGUGACUAAUAUUACACUGGGGAGAGAGAAAGCAAGAACAGAUGUCCUGGAAAGUUCUGGGUUCCUUUUUGUAAAGAAAUACUAUCUCAUUUGUAAUCUGGGGAAGAUGGGGAAAGAAAUGUUUCAUAGCUGGGAUGUUUCUUACUGUUAAUUCUCUUGAAGAAGUGAUAGAUGUGAGCAUUUCUGCCACGUCAACAGGAAGGGACGUAGUGAAGCAAUGACCAGGUUCUGGUCAUUCUUGUCAUCUUCCUUUCCCAUCCUUGCCAUCUAAGUUGCUUUCUAGUUUAAAACAAAACAAAACAAAAAAAACAAAACAAAACAAAAAGACAAAAAAAAAAAAAUACAAAACAUAAAACAAAACCAACAAAGAGCAUGGCUUUCAGUUAUAAUAUGCCACUCGGUUUUGGCAAGUGUUCUGUUGCUGCUUCUUGUGUUAGUUCCUCUAAGAGCCAUCCCCUUCCCCGCUGCAGACUAGAGCACAAAGGGAUUGUUCUAGCUCUCUGGUAGGCAUGUCUCCCAUAGGAACCUUUUUUCUUUUCUUUGACUCCAUUUUUAUUUUUCUGAGUUGUGCUCCUUACAGUUGUGAGAAUCAUUCCAUGACAGAAGCCCGGGAGGUGUUUGUAUGUUUUUCUUUUAUCCUAUUAAAGAAGAAAUUCCCCAAA
Molecule: messenger RNA, 4723 nt
Organism: Tympanuchus pallidicinctus (lesser prairie-chicken)
Lineage: Eukaryota; Metazoa; Chordata; Aves; Galliformes; Phasianidae
Gene: KDM4B
Product: lysine demethylase 4B
Exons: 23
Coding region: 165-3503 (1112 amino acids)
Biological process (GO): chromatin remodeling
Cellular component (GO): nucleus
Molecular function (GO): histone H3K9 demethylase activity
Source: RefSeq, a predicted model, not a curated record